Molecule: messenger RNA, 1663 nt
Organism: Zalophus californianus (California sea lion)
Lineage: Eukaryota; Metazoa; Chordata; Mammalia; Carnivora; Otariidae
Gene: HM13
Product: histocompatibility minor 13
Exons: 12
Coding region: 117-1307 (396 amino acids)
Biological process (GO): membrane protein proteolysis
Cellular component (GO): membrane; lumenal side of endoplasmic reticulum membrane; cytoplasmic side of endoplasmic reticulum membrane
Molecular function (GO): aspartic endopeptidase activity, intramembrane cleaving
Source: RefSeq, a predicted model, not a curated record
ACGUCACUUCCUGUUUCUUUAAGGGAACGUGGCUUUUCCCGCAGCGCCCGUCUUCCCGUCUUGCGUCUCUGCUGCGGCGGCGGGAGCUGGAGUCGGACCCGGAGCGCAGCGUCGCCAUGGACUCGGCCCUCAGCGACCCGCACAACGGCAGCGCCGAGGCAGGCGGCGCAGCCAACGGCACGACGCGGCCGCCUUCCACGCCCGAGGGCAUCGCGCUGGCCUACGGCAGCCUCCUGCUCAUGGCGCUACUGCCCAUCUUCUUCGGCGCCCUGCGCUCGGUGCGCUGCGCCCGCGGCAAGAACGCCUCAGACAUGCCCGAGACUAUCACCAGCCGGGACGCCGCCCGGUUCCCCAUCAUCGCCAGCUGCACGCUCUUGGGGCUCUAUCUCUUUUUCAAAAUAUUCUCCCAGGAGUACAUCAACCUCUUGCUGUCCAUGUAUUUCUUCGUGUUGGGGAUCCUGGCCCUGUCCCACACCAUCAGCCCCUUCAUGAAUAAGUUUUUUCCAGCCAGCUUCCCAAAUCGACAGUACCAGCUGCUCUUCACGCAGGGCUCUGGGGAGAACAAGGAAGGUGGGAGGGGCAGCCCCGCCCCGGGGAGUGGACUUACCCGGCCUCUCUGCCCAGAGAUCAUCAAUUAUGAGUUUGACGCCAAGGACCUGGUAUGCCUGGGCCUGAGCAGCAUCGUUGGCGUCUGGUACCUGCUGAGGAAGCACUGGAUUGCCAACAACCUCUUUGGCCUGGCCUUCUCCCUUAACGGGGUGGAGCUCCUGCACCUAAACAACGUCAGCACCGGCUGCAUCCUGCUAGGCGGGCUCUUCAUCUACGAUGUCUUCUGGGUAUUUGGCACCAAUGUGAUGGUGACAGUGGCCAAGUCCUUUGAGGCACCAAUAAAAUUGGUGUUCCCCCAGGACCUACUGGAGAAGGGCCUCGAAGCGGACAACUUUGCCAUGCUGGGACUCGGAGAUAUCGUCAUUCCAGGGAUCUUCAUUGCCUUGCUGCUACGUUUUGACAUCAGCUUAAAGAAGAACACCCACACCUACUUCUACACCAGCUUUGCAGCCUACAUCUUUGGCCUGGGCCUCACCAUCUUCAUCAUGCACAUCUUCAAGCAUGCCCAGCCUGCCCUUCUGUACCUGGUCCCCGCCUGCAUCGGCUUUCCUGUCCUGGUGGCACUGGCCAAGGGGGAAGUGACAGAGAUGUUCAGUUAUGAGGAGUCAAAUCCUAAGGACGCAGCAGCAGUGACAGAGGGAUCCAAAGAGGGAACAGAGGCCUCGGCAUCAAAGGGGCUGGAGAAGAAGGAGAAAUGAUACGGCUGGGGCCUGACCCUCUGAGGGCCAGGCCAGGCAGGCGGGGGCAGGCCUGCACAGGCCUGCGCGGGCAGAGGCAUCGGAGGCCAAGGGUGCGGGAGGCCGGGCAGCUUCGGGAGAGGGACGGGGGCAACAGGAUCCCUCCAGCGGGGCUUCCCAUGGCCUGGUCCCUUCGUCGUCCUUCCCUGGCCUUCCUCUGCCCCUUCCCAUCCCCUGCAGGCAGCAGCAGCCCCAACUUCCCUCACCCUCCCAGAUGCCAGGCGGGAAAAGUGGAUCUGAUUUUUAGAUUUUUGUAUUGUGGACUGACUUUGCCUUACAUUAAAAAUUCAUCCCAGGGGUGCCUGGGUGGCUCAGUC